CAAAGCUAACAACGAAAACCAUUAGCUGUUUACGUCAACGCAGUUCUAGUUGGCUCUUCAAUACUUGUCGUUGCCCACGACUUCAGUACUUUAAAUAGCUUCCAUGUAAAUGCUACGUUCUUUGGCGUCAGAUAUAGCAUCCCGGUACAUUGAUUUAGCUUAUGUUAAUGGAUAAACGAUUCUGCGAAAAAGCCUAACGUUAGCCUACUUGCGGAAAUGAUGGGACCUCUUCCUCUGAAGCCCAAGGUGUUGCUGUGGGCUGAUGUCAGUUACACAGAUAUGGAAGAAAUUGACAAUACCAAGUCUACACCUGAAUUGAAAAGAGACGCUGCUGAGCAAUAUGGAUCAGUGCUUCACUUACUGUCGUGAACUGUUGCUUUGUCACUCUUCCAUGCAGCCUCCAUUUCGGGUUGACCUUUUCAACUCUGAGCAGAUGACCCAGAUCUUGUCGUACCUGGUCAACACCUACUUCAGACACUUUUCACUCUAUAAAUAUAUUUUCACAGCCCAGGUGCAAUUAACCCUGUCUCUCUCCCAUUCCGAAAUUUCUGGCACCAUCUCAGGAUCAUCAGAACAUUGCGGCGGUGACCCGGUCAUGCAGGUUCUUCCUAUACAACAUACGGAGAAUCCGCCCCUUUCUCACCCCCUACUCGACCCAGCUCCUGGUCCAAGCGAUGAUUCUGUCCCGCCUGGACUACUGCAAUUCCCUCUUGGCUGGCCUCCCAGCCUCCGCCAUCAGACCCCUCCAACUUAUCCAGAAUGCAGCAGCUCGUCUGGUCUUCAACCUUCCCAAAUACUCACACGUCACCCCCCUGCUUACUUCCCUCCACUGGCUGCCUGUCAUGGCUCACAUCAAAACAUUGGUGCUAGCCUUCCAAGCAGUUAAGGGGUCUUCCCCAGCUUACCUACAAAAAAUCAUCAGACCCUACACCCCUGCCAGACCUCUUCGUUCAGCCUCCACAGGCCGCUUGGUGAC
Conger conger (European conger) is the source of this 976-nucleotide messenger RNA. RefSeq names its product cilia and flagella associated protein 119 (gene cfap119). The record is from RefSeq and is a predicted model, not a curated record. Bases 341 to 886 code for a protein of 181 amino acids. The transcript has 7 exons. NCBI's taxonomy places the organism in Eukaryota, Metazoa, Chordata, Actinopteri, Anguilliformes, Congridae.